Colossoma macropomum (tambaqui) is the source of this 2925-nucleotide messenger RNA. RefSeq names its product ELMO/CED-12 domain containing 1 (gene elmod1). Gene Ontology annotation, molecular function: GTPase activator activity. The record is from RefSeq and is a predicted model, not a curated record. NCBI's taxonomy places the organism in Eukaryota, Metazoa, Chordata, Actinopteri, Characiformes, Serrasalmidae. The transcript has 12 exons. The coding region runs from base 159 to 1166 and encodes 335 amino acids.
UCAUGGAGGAAGAGCAGGUACCUUCCAUCUAGAGCAGCUGCAGCCUGUUUCCCUCACAGCGACCAUCUUUAAUCGUACGUGACUUCUCUGCGUUUCUUUAUCUUAUCUGGUGCUGGUGGGCAUCUUAGCAAGUGAAUCUGGGCCAUUAAACAGGAGAGAUGAAGCAUUUUUUAAGGGUGUUGACCCAGUUCCUGGUGUUUCUGUACUGCAAGUGUCUAUGGCGAGGACUAAAGUUUGUCAUCAGGAAGGUGACAGGACGAUGUGAGCUACAGCGUAUCUGUUAUAACAACAAGCCUGGAGCUCGCCGGACCCUCAAGAUUGAGUCAUCACUAAAGUGUUCUAAAAAUGAGCUUCUCCAGUCUGCUGUCAGUGUCCACCCAGACGCUGUCGAAAAGACCAUAGAUGAUAUCAUGGCCCUGAAAAAAAUCACCCCAGACACAAAUCCACAACUUGCCAUCUCUCUCCAGGCCAGCCUCUUUCAGAUCGUGGGCUACAGGAACCUGGUGCUGGAGGUGGAGAAGCUGCGCAGGGAACCGUACGACUGUGAAAAUCCAAAGCAUGAGGAGAUGCUUAUGAAGCUCUGGAAGGCACUCCGUCCUGAAUCUCCCCUCACUGGACGCAUCUCUAAGCAGUGGUGUGAGAUUGGUUUCCAAGGCAGUGACCCUAAGACUGACUUUAGGGGCAUGGGUCUACUGGGUCUGCACAACCUACUGUAUUUUGCAGAACAUGACAAAGCCACUGCUCUCCAAGUGCUUCAUGAUUCUCUGCAGCCCAAACACAGGACCAUUUCCAAAGAGGAAGCCAGUAAGAUGAGCAAAGCUGAUUGGGAAAAGAAGAAAUUUGACAAAGCGAUUGGAUAUUCCUUCGCCAUCGUUGGCAUCAACAUCACGGACCUGGCCUACUCGCUGCUGGUGAGCGGAGCGCUGAAGACUCAUCUGUACAAUGUGGCGCCAGAGAUGUCCAGCCUGGUGCACUUCCAGCAGACCUUCUGUUACCUGAUGCAGGAGUUCCACAGGUUCUGGAUCGAGGAGGAUCCGUGUGACAUCAUGGAGUUUAACCGCGUGCGCUCCAAGUUCCACAAGCGCAUCCUCAAGCAGCUGAAGAAUCCCAACAUGGCACUGUGUCCCCAUUUCACUGCCUCUGACCUUCACCUGGUCAACCUGUAGCUGCCCAUCUGACCCCUUAACCUGUAGCUGUUCAUCUGACCCUUCGACCCUGACUCAUCUCUCCAUUCCUGAGCUUCUGUCUUAGCUUCUUCUCAUCACUGCCAACUGUGUGGAGUCUCUUUCACCCCUACACACACACAACAAACACAAGUCAGUAUACAUGCUUGAACAGCCCCCCUCUCACACACCUGCCCAGAUGUGUGGUUAGCUCAGAUCACCAGCACUGAAGACCAUGGUGAUUGUAAUAGUGCAUCUCACUGCACCACAUUAUAGUCAAGCCACUGGGUUCCUUAGCAUUGAAUGCAGCAACAACGAUUGUAAGGUAUAUUGGCUAUGGUCAGCAUGGUUUUAAUGUGUCCUGCUGUGUUAAUCAGAGACAUUCAGCAUCGCUCGUAGGUGGCACAACUCCCUAUCUACCAGUAGGUGGAGCUGUUAGUCCAUGUACAAAGAGCCAUUGUGAAUUAGAGGUAGUGGCAUUUACUCAGCCAGCAGGAAUGACUUGCAUUGAUCUUGCAUUGAUAUCAAAUGCAUUUAGAGAUAAGUGGUCUUUACUGUGUAGACAUACUGUAGCACACACAGAGGUGUUUUAGAAGAAAUAAGACAUGACAUGAGAAUAAAACAUGCCUAUCUAGGCAGAAUGGAAUAGAAAAGUCUUUUCAGCCAUUAAUAAUGUGACCAUUCACUCAGGUCACCUCCAUCUGUACUUUUCACAUUUUUCUGUCAAAUAUCAAAGUAGAGAACAUUUGUUGCCAAGAAGUGGAGCUUAAAAACAUAUUUACCUGCCAAAAUGGUUGUUAUAAAAAGUGAGCAUUUUGUGAAUGUGAUCAUGCGCAACUCAUGAUUGUUUUAAACACUAUUUGUGUUUUCGUAUUGAUGUAAAAUCAUCGAAUGUUGCGUUUUUUGUUCAAGCCACCAAAGCAAUAAGCGACCGCUCAGUAUUGUUUAUUUCUUUUGCACAGCUGGUGCCUGUAGUACUUAGUCUUAGUUAUUUAGACACUAAUAAGCCGUAAUGGACAGCACUGAGAAUCCAUUGCUAUCUGCAGUCAUUUUGCUUUUUAUUGCUCCUUUUUUGGUCUCAACUAAUAAUUUAUUGUGUGUUAUUACCCGUAUGCAUGUUUUUUUUAUGCUGCCUGUAUUCUUUUAUGUCUUCUAGACCCUUUAAAUUUGUGAACGGUCACAGGGUUUGCAUGGUGACAGUUUUGCCUGUGAGUUUUCCUUUGUUUGCUUUUACGUUUAUCACACGCUGCUUUGGUCUAAUGGAAAUUUGCCAGAAUGUCACUCAGUUCAUUUCAAUGCAAUGUUAUUAACUAAUGUAAGUUAUUUAUACUGUGAAUGUCUUUGCGUUUAGCAGUAUUAGGCCUUUUUUCUUUCAGAUAUCAGUGCGCUAUGUGGUGGUCUCUGUUUAUGAACUACAAUCAGUAAGCUACUGUGAUAAAUACUGAAAAUCUGUAAGGCUUUAAAAAUGAUGUUAAUGGCACCUAUAUAGAGGAGUUAGAAGCACUUGCUGUAUAUACUGCUUAAGAGAUGAACUAGAUUUUCAACAUAUAAAAACUCAUCAGUGUGCAUGGCUGAAUUCAUACUGUAACUGUUGUCGUCUGUCUCUCUCUCGCUCUGUCUUUCUUGUAUUGGAUCAGUAUAGGAAGCUUUCUAGUGGCCAGCAGCUUAUGUGAUGUGAAUCACUUGCGCUGUGUGAAAGGGGUGCUUUUUAAAGUCAUUAUCAAAGCUCAGUGUAAUAAAAAGACGAUAUGGAAAAACGUUA